UGCGGUCCUCUUGCAUUUUCAAUCGCUCUAAUUGCUUAAUAGUUAACGUACAAGACUGGACUGAUUGAAGGUUUUGAACUUUGAAGAGGCCAAUUAGCCAACUCUUCCGGCGAGCUCUACACCUUCAAUUCUAAGGGUAUAUACGGUUGCGUCCUUGAUUUAAUUCCUAUAGUUUUGAAUAUCUGAAGAAAUUUUUAUCAGGAUUGUGGGAGUGAUACUGAAACUAGGGUUUCGAAGAUGAGUGACAAUUUGAUGGAUAAAGUUAAUGCUUUUAGCGAGCGCUUGAAGGUUGAAGGAGCUGAGAUUGGUAGAAAGAUGACUGCUGGCAUGAGCUCUAUGAGUUUCAAGGUGAAGGAGCUCUUCCAAGGCCCCAAUCAGGUUGAUAAGCUCGUUGAGGAAGCCACGGCUGAAACUUUAGAUGAGCCCGAUUGGGCCACCAAUCUUGAACUUUGUGACAUGAUCAAUCAUGACAACAUCAGUAGUGUUGAACUAAUUCGCGGCAUAAAGAAGCGGAUCGUGUUGAAGAGCCCUAGGGUUCAGUAUUUGUCAUUAGUGUUGCUUGAGACUCUUGUCAAGAAUUGCGAGAAGGCUUUCUCGGAGGUCGCUGCUGAGAGGGUGCUCGAUGAGAUGGUGAAGUUGAUUGAUGAUCCUCAAACUGUUCUCAACAAUCGGAACAAGGCUCUGAUGUUGAUUGAAGCAUGGGGGGAGUCGUCCAAUGAGCUCCGGUAUUUGCCUGUUUAUGAAGAGACAUACAAGAGUUUGAAAUCAAGGGGUAUACGUUUCCCUGGUCGUGAUGAUGAGAGUUUGGCUCCUAUAUUUACUCCUCCCCAAUCAGUCUCAGCUCCAGAAUUAAAUGAGAGCCUUGACCAACAAAUUCCUCCUGAUAUUCCUGUGCAAGCACUUUCAGCUGAACAAACGAAGGAAGCAUUUGAUGUGGCAAGAAACAGUAUUGAGCUUCUUAAUACGGUUCUAUCCUCUUCACCCCAACAAGAUGCUUUACAGGAUGACUUGACAAUCACGCUUGUACAGCAGUGUCGUCAGUCCCAAUUUACUGUUCUGAGAAUUAUUGAGACCGUUGAGGAUAAUGAGGCCCUGCUGUUUGAAGCCUUAAAUGUGAAUGAUGAAAUCCAGAAAAUCCUCUCAAAAUAUGAAGAUUUGAAGAAACCUUCAGCAGUCCCAACGGAGCCAGAACCCGCCACGAUACCCAUUGCCGUUGAGCCUGAAGAAUUACCCGGUGCCGGGAAAGAAGACGCUUUAAUUAGAAAACCAGCAGGUUCUAGAGGUGGUGCCCCUGGAGCGAACGAUGACAUGAUGGAUGAUCUUGAUGAGAUGAUCUUUGGCAAGAAAGCCGCUGGCACAUCAGAAGUGGGGCAUGAUACAAAGAAGCAGCAAUCACCAAAAGACGAUCUCAUCUCCUUCUGAAUUUCCCCUGCGUAUAGGACUUCACAUUUGGGACUGAUGAGGCCUUUGAUCGUGUUGAUACGAGGCCAUUUAGGUGUUGAAUACGUUUAAUUUGAUGCUUGAAAGCCUAUAACCAUCCUAAACAGUUCUGGAAUUUUUUUUUCUAAUAUUUUUCAUUCAUUUUUGGAAGUUUCACUUCCAUUGUUCAUGCACAUUUGAAACUUUAAAUUUGGGUAAAUAAUUGGUUGACGACAUGUAGAAAUGAUACAUUGUGAACAAAUUUAUGCAGUUUGUGUCUGCUAUUUGGUACAA
This is a messenger RNA of Cornus florida, 1713 nucleotides long. Its product is annotated as TOM1-like protein 1. The record is from RefSeq and is a predicted model, not a curated record. Gene Ontology annotation, molecular function: ubiquitin binding; phosphatidylinositol binding. Lineage: Eukaryota; Viridiplantae; Streptophyta; Magnoliopsida; Cornales; Cornaceae. The coding region runs from base 238 to 1422 and encodes 394 amino acids. The transcript is spliced from 4 exons. Gene Ontology annotation, biological process: protein transport to vacuole involved in ubiquitin-dependent protein catabolic process via the multivesicular body sorting pathway.